Molecule: messenger RNA, 2480 nt
Organism: Suncus etruscus (white-toothed pygmy shrew)
Lineage: Eukaryota; Metazoa; Chordata; Mammalia; Eulipotyphla; Soricidae
Gene: CHRNB2
Product: cholinergic receptor nicotinic beta 2 subunit
Exons: 6
Coding region: 312-1814 (500 amino acids)
Biological process (GO): monoatomic ion transmembrane transport; chemical synaptic transmission; regulation of membrane potential
Cellular component (GO): postsynaptic membrane; synapse; neuron projection
Molecular function (GO): transmembrane signaling receptor activity; acetylcholine-gated monoatomic cation-selective channel activity
Source: RefSeq, a predicted model, not a curated record
UUCUCCCAGCGCCCCUUUCCAGCUCGGCGGUUCCUCCACCCAAGCCCCAUCCGAGUCUCCUCCCUGCUAUCCCGGGUGUCUUCCCGGGCAGGGCUGAGCUCCGGAGACGCGAAAAGAAGCGGGUCCCCGCCGUCACCCUCCUCCCGCAGCCCCUCUGGGUCUUUGAGACCCAGACGCGAUUCAGAGUCUGGGCGCUGCAGCACGUAGUCCAGCCCCGCGGGAGCGGUUUCAGCACCGCGGACAGCGCAUCGCCCCGGGCCCGCUCUUCGUCCGUCUGCUCCGUGGCCGCCCUGGCGAGCGAUGCCCGCGGCAUGGCCCGGACACCCGGAUCCGCGGCGCUGCUCCUCUGUGUCCGACUCCUGGAGCUGUGCUCAGGCAUCUGGGCCACAGACACAGAAGAGCGGCUGGUGGAACAUCUCCUUGACCCUUCACGCUACAACAAACUCAUCCGCCCAGCCACCAAUGGCUCAGACCUGGUCACUGUGCAGCUCAUGGUCUCACUGGCCCAACUCAUCAGUGUACACGAACGGGAACAGAUCAUGACCACCAAUGUCUGGCUGACUCAGGAGUGGGAGGACUACCGCCUCACCUGGAAGCCUGAGGAGUUUGAUAACAUGAAGAAAGUCCGGCUUCCUUCCAAACACAUCUGGCUCCCGGACGUGGUCCUGUACAACAAUGCCGACGGCAUGUACGAGGUGUCCUUCUACUCCAACGCUGUGGUCUCCUACGAUGGCAGCAUCUUCUGGCUGCCGCCAGCCAUCUACAAGAGCGCUUGCAAGAUUGAAGUCAAGCACUUCCCAUUCGACCAGCAGAACUGCACCAUGAAGUUCCGUUCGUGGACCUAUGACCGCACCGAGAUCGACCUGGUGCUCAAAAGCGACGUGGCCAGCCUGGACGACUUCACCCCAAGCGGCGAGUGGGACAUCGUGGCGCUGCCGGGCCGGCGCAACGAGAACCCAGCCGACAACACCUACGUGGACAUUACCUACGACUUCAUCAUCCGCCGCAAGCCACUCUUCUACACCAUCAACCUCAUCAUCCCCUGCGUGCUCAUCACCUCCCUGGCCAUCCUGGUUUUCUACCUGCCCUCCGACUGUGGCGAGAAGAUGACACUGUGCAUCUCGGUGCUGCUGGCACUCACGGUCUUCCUGUUGCUCAUCUCCAAGAUCGUGCCACCCACCUCUCUGGAUGUGCCGCUUGUCGGCAAGUACCUAAUGUUCACCAUGGUGCUGGUCACCUUCUCCAUCGUCACCAGCGUGUGCGUGCUCAACGUACACCACCGCUCACCCAGCACACACACCAUGGCACCCUGGGUCCGGGUGGUCUUCCUGGAGAAGCUGCCCACACUGCUGUUCAUGCAGCAACCACGCCAGCACUGUGCCCGCCAGCGCCUGCGCCAGCGACGGCGCCAACGAGAGCACAAGGAUGCGGGCAGCCUCUUCUUCCGUGAUGCUCCAGGCACAGAUUCAUGCACAUGCUUCAUCAACCAUGCGGUGUCUGUGCAGGGCCUGGCCGGGCCCUUGGGGGCAGAGGCUGCGACCGGGGCCAGCAGGGCACGCACCAGGGCUACAUGUGCCUGCGGCCUGCGGGAAGCAGUGGACGGUGUCCGUUUUAUUGCUGACCACAUGAGGAGCGAGGACGAGGACCAGAGCGUGAGUGAGGACUGGAAGUACGUCGCCAUGGUGAUUGACCGACUGUUCCUCUGGAUCUUUGUGUUCGUCUGCGUCUUUGGCACAGCAGGCAUGUUCCUGCAGCCUCUCUUCCAGAACUACACCGCCGCCACCUUCCUCCAUGCAGCCCCCAGCUCCAAGUGACCCUGGAUCCAGGCACCCUCCCUCUUUUGCCCUCUGCUCACAUAGGUCCUUUGGAGCACUCCUCUCCCCCCCUCAACACCCACCGGAGGCUGCAGGACCAACCAGCAUCUGUUCUCCAGCUUUGGCCUAACCCAAGGAUCAUGUUGAGGGUCAAGGAGGAAGGGGAAGUAGGGGGCAGAGACACUAGCCUUUGGCUGUGAGCAUAGGGGAUAAGGAAAGGGUGAAGGGGUGAUGAGCCAGAACACCCCCACUUGUGGGGGAGGGUUGUGUGGGAGCAGAGGAGACAUGGCACCCCUCUCAGGGUGGGCUUGACAUCAAUAGUUGGAGAUAAAAGAGGGAUGGGGUAUCCAUAGUAGACCAGGUCACCCCAGAUCACCCCACAGUGAACCCAGAUUAUCCUAUAAUGAAGCCAAGUCACUCCCCAGGCACUCACACCACAAUGGACCCAGGUCACUCUGAAGUAGAUAUAGGUCACCCCUGUGGAUCAGGUCACAUUCCAGGUUACCCCACAGUGAACCCAGGUCACCACAGAAGGGGCUUAGGCCAUCUCCCCAGGUCAACCUGCAAUGGAUCCAGGUCAUCCUGAAAUGGACACAGGUCACCCCGCAGUGGAUCAGGCCACUUUACAGUGAACCCAGGUUACCCUGAAGUGGACAUAGGUCACUC